UUUCGCGCUCUCGCUCCCGUUCAGCGACAGAGCCCGCGGAGCCAGGGAGCGAGCGAGGGAAGGGGUGGAGGUGGCGGGGGGAGGCCGGAGGGGCGGAUCCUGCCUGGGGGCUGAUCCCUCCCUCCCCUCGGCCGGGCUCCGUGGCGGCAGCGGCGGCGGCGGCUCCAUUCCCCCUCCUCCCCCGGGAGCGGUGGCGGCGGCCGGGCCCCCAGCGCGGGCCGGGAGGGGGCACGGCUGUGGCCGCGGAGGCCAGCGCGGGAGGAGGCCGCGCACCGCUCCCCGGGGCGCGUCGACCUGCUCGACGGCCAGCCCGUCCGCGCCCAGGGGCCCCUAACGGUGGGGCCCGGCCGGCUGCUGAGGCUUGUCCCCUUUUUUCCCAGGUGCCAUGAGGAAGCCUCGCCGGAAGUCACGGCAGAAUGCCGAGGGCCGGCGUUCCCCAUCCCCCUACAGUCUCAAGUGCUCACCCACCCGGGAGACCCUGACCUAUGCCCAGGCCCAGCGGAUUGUUGAGGUGGACAUUGAUGGCCGCCUGCAUCGGAUCAGCAUCUAUGACCCACUCAAGAUCAUCACGGAGGAUGAGCUGACUGCACAGGAUAUCACUGAAUGCAAUAGUAACAAGGAAAACAGCGAGCAGCCUCAGUUCCCCGGCAAGUCCAAAAAACCCUCAUCCAAGGGCAAGAAGAAGGAGUCCUGCUCCAAGCAUGCGUCAGGCACUUCCUUCCACCUCCCGCAGCCCAGCUUCCGCGUGGUGGACUCAGGCAGCCAGCCUGAAGCACCCCCGCUGCCCGCUGCCUACUAUCGCUACAUUGAGAAGCCACCUGAAGACCUGGAUGCGGAGGUCGAGUACGACAUGGAUGAGGAGGACCUCGCCUGGCUGGACAUGGUGAAUGAGAAGCGGCGAGUAGAUGGGCACAGUUUGGUGUCAGCAGACACCUUUGAGCUGCUGGUGGACCGGCUUGAGAAGGAGUCAUACCUGGAGAGUCGCAGCAGUGGGGCCCAACAGUCACUCAUUGAUGAAGACGCUUUCUGCUGUGUGUGCCUAGACGACGAGUGCCACAAUAGCAACGUCAUUCUCUUCUGUGACAUCUGCAACUUGGCUGUACACCAGGAAUGCUACGGCGUCCCUUAUAUCCCCGAGGGUCAGUGGCUAUGCCGCUGCUGCCUGCAGUCUCCUUCCCGGCCUGUGGAUUGCAUCCUCUGCCCCAAUAAAGGUGGCGCCUUCAAACAGACCAGUGACGGGCACUGGGCCCACGUGGUGUGUGCUAUCUGGAUCCCUGAAGUCUGCUUCGCUAACACCGUGUUCCUGGAGCCCAUUGAGGGCAUCGACAACAUCCCACCUGCCCGCUGGAAACUCACCUGCUACAUAUGCAAACAGAAGGGGCUGGGUGCAGCCAUCCAGUGCCAUAAGGUAAACUGCUACACAGCCUUCCAUGUGACGUGUGCACAGCGGGCCGGGCUCUUCAUGAAGAUUGAGCCCAUGCGUGAGACCAGCCUCAAUGGCACCAUCUUCACAGUGCGCAAGACCGCCUACUGUGAGGCCCACUCGCCACCGGGGGCUGCCACUGCCAGGAGGAAGGGUGACUCCCCCGGAAGCCUCAGUGAGGCUGGGGAUGAUGAAGGGCUGAAGGAGGGCUGUGGGGAGGAGGAAGAGAAGGAAGAGGUGGAAGAGGAGGAGGAAGAUGAAGGCCAAGGUGGAGUAGGCGGCUCCCUCAAGGGAGUGCCCAAGAAGAACAAGAUGACUUUGAAGCAAAAGACCAAGAAGGAGCCAGAGGAAGUGGGUCGAGACACGCCCUCCACUGUUCCCUUGGUCACUGUCCCCCAGAUACCCUCUUACAGGUUGAACAAGAUCUGUAGUGGUCUCUCCUUUCAGAGGAAAAACCAGUUCAUGCAGCGGCUUCACAACUACUGGCUGUUGAAACGGCAGGCACGGAAUGGUGUCCCUCUCAUCCGGCGCCUGCACUCCCACCUGCAGUCCCAAAGGAACGCCGAGCAGCGAGAGCAGGAUGAGAAAACGAGUGCAGUGAAGGAAGAGCUGAAAUACUGGCAGAAGCUCCGGCAUGACCUGGAGCGGGCGCGGCUGCUGAUUGAGCUGAUUCGGAAAAGAGAGAAGCUCAAGCGAGAGCAGGUCAAGGUGCAGCAGGCUGCCAUGGAGCUGGAGCUGAUGCCAUUCAACGUUCUGCUAAGGACAACCUUGGACUUGCUGCAGGAGAAGGAUCCCGCACACAUCUUUGCCGAGCCCGUCAACCUGAGUGAGGUUCCAGAUUACCUGGAAUUCAUAUCCAAGCCAAUGGAUUUUUCUACCAUGAGGCGGAAGCUGGAAUCCCAUCUGUACUUCACCUUGGAGGAAUUUGAGGAGGACUUUAACCUUAUAGUUACCAACUGCAUGAAGUAUAAUGCUAAAGACACAAUUUUCCACCGAGCAGCUGUCCGCCUGCGGGACCUGGGAGGGGCCAUCCUGCGGCACGCCCGGCGGCAGGCAGAGAACAUCGGCUAUGACCCCGAGAGGGGCACCCACUUGCCCGACUCACCCAAAUUGGAGGACUUUUACCGCUUCUCCUGGGAAGACGUGGACAACAUCCUCCUACCUGAGAACCGGGCCCAUUUGUCCCCGGAGGUGCAACUGAAGGAGCUGCUGGAAAAACUGGACCUGGUGAGUGCCAUGCGGUCCAGUGGGGCCCGGACCCGCCGCGUCCGCCUGCUGCGCCGGGAGAUCAAUGCCCUCCGGCAGAAGCUGGCACAACCGCCGCCACCACAGCUGCCCUCACUGAACAAGACUGUGUCCAAUGGGGAGCUGCCAGCAGGGCCCCAAGGGGAUGCUGCUGUGCUGGAACAGGCCCCGCAGGAGGAGCCAGAAGACGAUGGGGACAGAGAUGACUCCAAACUGCCUCCCCCACCAACCCUGGAGCCCACUGGGCCUGCACCUUCCUUAUCUGAACAAGAAUCCCCUCCGGACCCCCCCACCCUGAAACCCAUCAAUGAUAGCAAACCUCCAGGCCGAUUCCUAAAGCCCAGGAAGGUAGAAGAAGACGAGCUCUUGGAAAAAUCACCUCUGCAGCUAGGGAGCGAGCCUUUGCAGUGCCUGCUCAGCGACAAUGGCAUCAAUAGACUGUCCCUUCUGGCCCCUGACGCCCCUGCCGGCACCUCCCUCAGCGGUGUGGGCCGCCGCACCUCAGUCCUCUUCAAGAAGGCUAAGAAUGGGGUUCAGCUGCAGAGGAGCCCAGAAAGGGCCCUGGAGAAUGGCGAGGACCAUGGUGCAGUAGGCUCCCCUGCCUCUCCCGCCAGCAUCGAGGAUGAGCAGCACUCCCGGAAGCGGCCGAGGAGCAGGAGCUGUAGUGAGAGUGAAGGGGAGAGGUCCCCCCAGCAGGAGGAAGAGACAGGUGUGACCAACGGCUUUGGAAAACACACCGAAAGUGGGUCUGACUCAGAAUGUAGUUUGGGCCUCGGUGGUGGACUGGCCUCUGAAGCUUGCAGUGGUCUGAUACCCCCCAAACGCAGCCGUGGGAAGCCAGCCCUGUCUCGAGUGCCCUUCCUGGAAGGUGUGAAUGGAGACUCUGACUACAAUGGUUCAGGCAGAAGCCUCCUGAUGCCCUUUGAAGACCGUGGAGACCUGGAGCCCUUGGAGCUGGUGUGGGCCAAGUGCCGAGGCUAUCCCUCCUACCCUGCCUUGAUCAUCGACCCCAAGAUGCCCCGGGAGGGCCUCCUGCACAAUGGCGUCCCCAUCCCUGUCCCCCCACUGGAUGUGCUGAAACUGGGAGAGCAGAAACAGGCCGAGGCUGGAGAGAAGCUCUUCCUUGUCCUCUUUUUUGACAACAAGCGCACCUGGCAGUGGCUUCCGAGGGACAAAGUCCUGCCGCUGGGUGUGGAGGACACGGUGGACAAGCUGAAGAUGCUGGAAGGCCGCAAGACCAGCAUUCGCAAGUCGGUGCAGGUGGCCUACGAUCGCGCGAUGAUCCACCUGAGCCGGGUCCGCGGGCCCCACUCCUUUGUCACCUCCAGCUACCUGUAGGAGUGGGGCCUGGCCUGUGCCUGCCCUGCCUCUGUCCCCAGGGACACAGAAAAGCUUCUCCCUGCCCCCGGCCACACGUAUGGCCGGCAGCUUCCCCCUUUCAUAGCAGGCCAGGGACCGGGCUGUAUCCUUUCUGAGGGCGAGGCCCAGUUGUGACCAGCUGCAUGGUUCCACUGGCGGGCCUGCUGUGUGCCAAAAACUCCCCCGUGAGCUCCCUCAGGGGCUAGUCCAUGGAAGAGCCAGUUAGAAGUAGAAACAGCUGUGAGGCCCGGCGAGGCGAUGGGCCUGGCCCCGGAAGGCAAGGCGUCCUGGGCUCUUUUUCAAGGGCGUGCCCGGCCCCUCCACCCCACUCCCACUUAACUACACCUCAGGGCGAGCGAGGCUCUGCCAUUGUCCCCAGAGGCGCUGUGGAUACUCGGUCCCAUGGGGAAUCUCACUGAGCU
This is a messenger RNA of Hipposideros armiger (great roundleaf bat), 4449 nucleotides long. RefSeq names its product bromodomain and PHD finger containing 3 (gene BRPF3). Gene Ontology annotation, biological process: regulation of transcription by RNA polymerase II. The record is from RefSeq and is a predicted model, not a curated record. Gene Ontology annotation, molecular function: protein binding. NCBI's taxonomy places the organism in Eukaryota, Metazoa, Chordata, Mammalia, Chiroptera, Hipposideridae. The transcript has 13 exons. The coding region runs from base 386 to 4006 and encodes 1206 amino acids.